Molecule: messenger RNA, 1530 nt
Organism: Oryza brachyantha (malo sina)
Lineage: Eukaryota; Viridiplantae; Streptophyta; Magnoliopsida; Poales; Poaceae
Product: F-box/kelch-repeat protein At5g43190-like
Exons: 1
Coding region: 88-1101 (337 amino acids)
Molecular function (GO): protein binding
Source: RefSeq, a predicted model, not a curated record
UUCCCCUAUUUCUGUCUCUUGCGGUGGGCCGUUCCGUAUUCUCCGUUACCAAUUUCUUCCUUCCCUUUGCUCGCCGCCGGCCGGGCCAUGGCCGCCGCCUGCGCUUGGGACGCCCUCCCGGAGCACCUCCAGGAGCGCAUCCUCUCGCUCCUCCCGCUCACCGCGCUGCUCCCCGUCGCCGCCGUCUCCCGCGGGCUCCGCCGCCUCCUCCGCUCCCCGGCCUUCCACGCCCUCCUCACCCCGCACCGCCUCGACGCCUUCUUCCUCCUCUCCCCGCGCCUCGCCUUCCACCCUCUAUCCCGCCGCCUCCUCCCCGUGCCACCGCCCGCCGCCGCUCCGGUGCUCUCCUCCGCCUCCCCGUCCCGUCUCGUCACCGCGGACUCGCUCCUCCGCCUCCCGCCGCUCCCCGCCAGCUCCUACCUCCUCGCCGUCGUCGUCCCGAUCUCCUCCUGCCGCUGCCGUGAGUAUACCCUCGUCGCGGUCACCACGGGCCCCGGCGUCCGGUCCUACACCCUCGACUCCGCCGAUCCCUCCCCGCUCUGGGUGCCUCGUGGGGAUCUCCCUCUUCCAUUCGCGCUUCUCGGCAACGCCGCGGUGUCUUCCGAUCGCCGCCGGCUCUUCGUUCUCGCCCGCGGCCCCGACGCGCUUCUCGUGUUCGAUCUGUUGACAGGGCAGUGGGGGUUGCUGCCCGUUGUGAUGCCACACGGUCUCACGACAGCACACCUGUUCGUUUUUGGUGGGCGGCUGUUCUUGGUAGGCGGGGUGGAGAGGUUUGGGAUGGUGGAGAGGGUGUUGGUGUGGCGGCUGGAGGACAGCGAGGCGGCAGCAGAGUGGGCAGAGGUGGGAGCAAUGCCGGAGGAGGUGUUUGAGGAGCUGGUGGCUGGUCGUCAUGGCAGCUUCUGGCAUUUUCAGGCUGCAGAUAGGAUGGGGAUUGUUUGCCUGUACAAUGCUGUAGAAGGGAGGCUCGUGAUGUUUGAUGCGGCUGAUGGUGAGUGGACUAGGCUGUCACGAGUGUCUGGUUUGGAUGCAGAGGAGAGCCACCAGUGGUUUGGGCAUGUCAUGGAGCCGCGCAUGGAACUACUGUUGGGACAGCCCUUCUAGGGCUGAAGAGGUUGUUUCUUGUCUUUGUAUGUUUCUGUGUAAUUCCAAACGGGUGCACCAUCUUUACCUUAAUCUUGAUUCUUGAUGCUGUGUAAAUAGGCACAACUAAAUCCUCUAGUUGUUUCUUAUAAAGAAAGCAAUCUUUUUAUGUGGAAUUACUGUGUAAUGCUUCAGUUUAGUCAUCCCAAGUUGUAAAAUUUGACAAUAUCCAUCAAUUAUAUGAUCAUGGUAGCAUUCAGUUUAGUUAUCCCACUGUUUUUUUUUUUAAUAUUAAGAAUCGGCUAGAGAUAUGCAUGGUAGCAUUCAAUUGUAAAGACACACUAGCACAGUUUUCUAAUCAUGUUUCUUCCCUGGAUUAAUUGAGACAGAACACCUUGAUAAACUGCAAAACACCUCAUGUUUAUUAGAGUGCUUCUGAUUAUUGUCCAG